CCUCCUGUCCAUCGCUUUAUUUCUGCUCUUCACUCGAUAGAUUGAACUGGUCGAGUGAAGAGUGUUAGUGUUAAUGGAAGACGCCGGGACAGUGGGCUAUGGAGGCGUGUGGAACCUUCACAACUUCGAGGGAAAAGUCCCCGUCGAAGUCAAGCUCAAGGAACUCCUCCGCAACCUAACCUCUGCGGAAAGUCAGCUUUGCUUCGAAGCUUCUAAGGAUCUCAUCAAGUUUCUAAAAUCUGAAUCUGGUCCAGAAUUGCUUCGUUUAUAUAUAGAAAACUCUCCUAAAUGUGUUGAGCUCUCGCAGGUCUGGGAGACACGGAAAGGCAGUCUGGGAUUUUCGAACAUCCUCAAUCUUAUUGCAGCUGUUCUUAGCCAUCCUUUCGGGAGAUUAGACAACAAUGCUCAGCUGGAUAAGUUUGCGCGUUGGAUUGUGGAUGAGAAGAUGGGGGAUUUGCUCAAGGAGUUGAACAGUAAAGACGUCAAGCGCCAGAAUGCCACGCUUUCAUUGUUAUCUGCAAUUGUGAAGCGUGGUUCAUGGUUAGCGGGGAAGGUAGCAAAAGAUUUUGAUUUCAAGAUUCCAUUUUUUCGGAACGCAGCAAAGUGGAAACCCAGGAAAGUCGGAGACGGGAAGAAGAAACAGCCUUCGACUAGGAAGGCGUUUGUGAAGUUUGCAAUGUCUUUCUUAGAAGUGGGUAAUCCCAGGUUGUUGAGGGGUGUGUUGCAACAGAAGGAUAUGUAUUCAGGGGUGCUUCGUGGAUUAGGAAACGAUGAAGACAAAACAGUGAUUCUUGUUCUCUCAGUUUUGCGUGAUCGAGUUCUUGUUCCUGAGUCAUUGGUUCCACCUGGACUUAGGAGUGUACUUUUCGGUAGCUUGACUUUGGAGCAACUGGUUAACAUUUCUGGAAGAGAGGAUGGAGGGGAAGCUGCGGAGCUAGCUCAUACUGUCUUGCUAAUGGUUUGUACCGACCCUUUGAAUGGGUUGAUGCCAGAUCCAGAGAGAGUCCCUAGUCCUUUGACUGGUAAUCCAAGACGACUAUUGGAUGUCAUGAAGAAGCUGAGAGCAACAGAAACUGAGUACCACAUGAACCUUCUUCUGGCAAUCGUAAAAGGGAAGCCAUCAUUAGGCUCGGCAUACUUGGAUGCCUUCCCUUAUAACACUGAUGAUCCUGCAUCACCUAAUUGGUUUGGUAUCAUUUCUCUGGCUGCAGAUCUCAUUUUAUCAGUCCAUGAUGGCUGUUCUUUUGGCUUUAUUAUUAAUGCUCUGCAGCAUGAGCCAAAAAGUAUUGAGAACUCAGAUAUCCGAAGUAUUCUGAAAUGCAUUUGCCCAUGUCCAUUUACUCGGCUCAUUAUCAACAAAGGGUUGCUUCAUUCUGAUACCCUCGUGAAACAUGGAACUUUGAAGCUUGUUUUGGAGUCACUGAGAUUUUUUGACUCUCUAAUUGAUGCAUUGGACCACAUCUCCUCUUCUGAUAUUCAAAUGAUGCAUUUAUGCGCAUCUCUCAAGCUAGAUCUGGUGAAUGAAGUCAGGAUUUCGCUUCCUGACCCUCAAGUUUUGUUCUCUUUACUGUCUUCACUUAAUGACUAUCAAAAAAUCCUCGAAUCACAUUUGAAAAGAGCUGCUGAUUCAAAAAUUCCAUUCGGCGACAAUACGAGUAGCAGGAAAAAGUUGAAAACUGAUAAAAAGUUGAACGGGGAUAUUGAUAUUAUAGUCAGCGGGAUUAGUGUUUCCGAUGGUGAUACAGAUAUGCUGGAUUGUGAUGAAAGAAUCCUUAAUGAUGAUGACCCAGUUCAGCGUAAAACUGAAUCUCACUACCUAAAGCUUAUAAGAGAACUUUGGCCUGAGAAUUCAUGUUCAUCUAAGGACACAGUUGAAGAUGCAGAAACAAUCUUUUAUACAAAGUUACUUGAUGUUCUGAAACUAUACUAUCGCACUAUGUCCAAUAUGUUGGAGGGGUCAUUUGAUUUCUCCAAACUUCUUCCAAGCAAUCCUUUGGCAUUGCCAAUUAUUUUACAGCACUCUUUGUUAUCUUUGAUUACUGAGAGUAUUCGUCUGUAUUCCACAUCUGAGCCUGCCACCAGGGCUCAAACCCAAUUGUACAAGCAUCUGCUUCCCCUACUCAAUUUAUUAAUUUAUUCUCCAGAGAGAAGCGUCAAAGAUCAAGCAUACAUUCUGGCAAAGGCGGCCAUGUUAAGUACUGGUGCAUUUGAUAACAAUCCAAGGGAAGUAUGUGUAUGGCUCAUGUUUAUUCCUGGGUACGGUGAUGGCUGUACUAUCGCUGUAGACAUAAAGCUAAAAAUGUUCAGAAAAUUGUCUUCUGGUAUUCUUUCUUUUCUGUGUGAUGCCGUCUCAACAGCUGGUAAUCAUAUAUUCAAAUACAUGGAUCUCUUGAGGUCCUAUAUCCGCAAAUGUCAAGAUGGUAAAGAUGUAUCAGUUACCUUCAGCUGUUUUAGUAUUUGUAUCUUGGAGAAGUGCCUAAGGUUACUAUGUUCUGAAUCCAGAUCCUCCUCUCUUCCUGACAAGUCAAUGAUAUCAUUGUAUGUUAGCAACACAUUAAAGUAUAUCCUGCAAACACAGGUUGAUGCAAGAAUGUUGUCUUCCCUCUUGAGUCUUUUGCUUUCUGAAAGACUCAAAGAGUCUUUUGACAUUGCUGGCGACUCCAACAGUUUAUGCGCGUGGAUUCCAUUGAAGAAGUUAUUCCAAUUCUCGAGUAGUAUUUUACAACCUCCAACUUGCAACAACUCUUCCACCAUUGUGGACGUUGGGCAUCUUGGGAAUUCUUUCACAAGGCUUCUCCACGAAGUUAGAAGUUUUUGUGACAUGGAAUCUGAUGAAAUGCUGGUUGCCAUGGGGAUUGGAUUGUCCAAUUCAAUUAUAUGUACUCAACAGGCUGAUUUACUCCAAAAUUUUCCACUAACUAUAUCAGUCUCGAAUAAAAUGCUUGGGGUACCUUUCCCACUCUUGAUGUUGAUCUUCUUCCUUGAACCUAAUUUUUUCAUCGAUGUUUCUAAGGUAUGGCCAGAAAUGUUCCACGCUGGUCUGGAAAGUGCUAUUGCUGGAUUACCUGAAGGACGAGAAAGAACUGAAGAGUUUGGUGGCAUUGAUUCAAUGGAGCUUGCAUCUGCUUCAUUCUCUCUGUUCUUGAGGCAUGCACCAUUUUAUAUGCUCUUUCCUGUUAUUCCGAGGAUUUAUAGGUUUGGUUUGUCCGAUCAGCAGGGUCUGCAAGAUCUCAUUCUCGCUAGCCUAUCUGAUAGAACACCAGAUUAUAUUAUAUCCUCAUUUCAAUAUGUUCUAUUUUGUUUAAAAGAAGCACAAAGAUCCUAUCGAGUUGAACCACGAGAGGAAUUGGAAAAGCUUUGUGAAUGGUGCUUUACUAUUAUGGACCACAUGCUGAGAAAAUUACUUCAUACAAAAAUUGAUGCAAGCUCCAAAUGCACCAGGUGUCUUUUGCCAACCAAAUGUGUGCAAGAACUAAUUGAAACUAUUUUUUCUCACCCUGCUCUGACAGCUGCUCUUGAGUGCCCUUUACCAUGUAGUGCUGAUUGUACAGAUAUCCGGGACAGUAUGGAUAAUUUUUUUGAAUCAAAUAAAUGGAAGAUGAUUCACAUUAUGGAUCUACAUGCCAUAAACUUUAUGAGAACAGCCUCUGAGCUCUUCAUGGAUUUUGGCUUUGACCAAAGCUCUUCAUCUGUGGCUUUUCAUGCUAGACAUGUUACACUUGCUUUUAAAAAGGUGGUGCAGAAAAUAAUUUUCACCUUCAGGGGUUCGAUUGAUAAGUGUCUAGAAGAUAAAGACUUGACCCCGCUUUUUCAAAAAGUUUGUGCUUUACACACUUUGAAGCAAUUUAUAUCUCCCUUUGAGCUGCUUGAAUGUGUUAAUUGGAUGUUCUCUAGAAUAGACCUUGAGGAUAGUUCCUCUCAUCUGUCUUUCAGAGAUUCAUUCUUCAGUGUUGCAUUACAAAUGGCUUUUUCUGUUUUUUGUUCGCUGUCAGCUUGCUUGCGGCAGCCACACUCUGAAAGAUCAUCUUUUGAUGUGAGUUGCGAUUUGCAUGAGAAACAAUUUGAUGUUCUCCUCCUUGAGAAAAUCCUUUUGCAUGUCAUUAAGAUUGCCACGCAUCUUCAUCUGGAUGCUGCUAAUAUGUGCUUGCUUCAAGCCUUCAAAAUUGUUAAAGAGUGUGGAGGUAUGCAGAAGUCGAGUUUCAGUUUAGCUAUGGCUAUAUCAAGACUUGUGUCAAAUGUUCCUGUAGACAUGCUUUCUUAUUGUAUGUUUGAAGUUACUAAAAGAAAGGCUGAACUACUGUUCCUUAUCACUCAAAUGAGUCCUGUACAUCUUUCAAUAUUUGGCCACCUUUUAUCAGAUAUGAUUGGCAAGCACGUUCAUUUGAAGACUAAUGCAACAAGAGAAACUUCUGAUAUCUCUGAUCCUGAGAUGUUGAUGCUUCUUCCCACGGUAUUCUUGUAUUUAGAUUCAGUUCUUAUUAAAGCUGGGAGCCAUGUUUUAUAUUUAGAGACUAUCGCUUCCUUCUACUGGAGAAUAUUGUUGCAUGUUUUCUUUAAAUGGAAGUGCUAUGUUACCAGAGACAUGUUUGACAUGGAAUGUUGUGACAAGCAGUGCCUAUCUAUGGAAGAGUUUUUUGAUAUCUUCUCCAGCAGUCUGUUAUCAACAUCUGUUCUUAUGGUGCAAUUUUGUUUAGCAUUAACUGGGGAUUUGGUUAAAUUCGAAGAACGGUUGGAACUAUUUGACUCUGUUUGCCCACAAAAAAGUACGUGUAUUGAUUUUCUGGAUUUUGAUCCUAGUCAAGUAAGUAUUUGUUCACUUGAGCGGUCUUUGAACUCCGUUAAUAGGACUGUUGCUAAGAUAGAACUUUGCCGAACACUGCUAUUCCCUGAACAUAACAAGUUUUCUUCUUGGCUGAGUGAAUAUGGAUUGGAGACUCCUGCUAAAUUUCAAUCAAAUGUAGACUCAUCAAGAAUCUGGUUUUUGAGGACGCUGGUCUCAUCCUGGCAAAAGAUUGUCAGGAAAGUUCCAAGGAUUACUGAUGAAUCCUGUCCAAUGGCAGUUGAACAGUGUUCUGUGUUCAGAUUUUUGGAAGAUCUUAUUUUGAGAAAUGUUGUGGAACUUUGUAAAGAGAUGCAAAGUUGUCUUCUCAAGUUGGACUCUCUUCGGUUCAUAGAAAAGUUUGCCAAAACGGCUAUUUUGCACAGGUUUGAUGAUCCUACGACACUGCAGAAGCUUCGAAAUAUUAUAUCAUUUCUAUCUGAAGGAAAGUUCUCAUGUGAUUCAAUAAUUAAAUUGAUGGUGAAUGACUCCCGGUUUGAACCUGCCAUUCGUUCUUCCAAUUUGUCAAGUGGAAGCUCCCAGCUUGGUAUGACAUUUGCUCCCUUGCCGAGCCUCAUGAGAUCUUUUGUCACCCCUUGCAUUGAUAAUAAUUCCAAUGACAAGAAGGGCAAUCUGCAAGUUUUUCAGCAACACUCACACCAGUUGGAGCUUAUUAGAUUACUUAGGGAACUAUUUCAAGUGAAGUCUUUACAAGUAGAUAUUGAAUCUGCAGAAGGCAUUGGUAUAAACCUAAAAGAUUUGAUAUAUUUGUUACUAUCAUCAUAUAGUGCAACCGUUAGCGAGACUGACCUUGAGAUAUACAACCUUCUGAAUGACAUUGUGUCAGUUAGUGACAAUUGUGCUCAAGGUAUUGCAGAAUGGGAUUAUCUCUGGGGUAAUGCAGUUGUGCAACUCAGGAAAGAGAGAGAACUGACACAGUCUGUUUCAUGCAAUCUAAGUGAUGCUGAAGGGGUUGAGGAGUGCUGCAAAAUUCAGUUCAGGGAAAACCUCCCCAUCGAUCCCAGGAUGUGUGCACAUACUGUGCUUUAUUUUCCACAUUGGAGAGCAGAUGGUCCAGGAAUCGUGAACAAUGCUCAAAAGGAUAUUCCCAAUUCUAUGCAAGAGGUUUGUUCUGUAGAGGUUAAAAACAGACUUAUAUAUGAUCCCAUCUUCAUCUUACGGUUCUCAUUCCACUGUCUUUCUAUGGGCUAUAUCGAACCUGCUGAGUUUGCUAAUUUAGGCCUGCUUGCUGUCUCUUUUGCAAGUAUAUCUUCUCGUGAUGAUGGUACAAGGAAGCUAGGAUAUGCUGUUCUUGAAAAAUUCAAGGAUGUUUUAGAGAAAUGUCAGAAGAAGAGGGACGUCACACGUCUGCAACUUCUACUGUCAUAUUUGCAGAAUUGCUUAGAAGAAGAUUGGCAAAAAAUUGCCUCUAUAACUGCCAUAUUCAUUGCAGAGGCUUCAUUUGUGAUCUUGGAUCGUUCCCAUGAUCGUUAUUCAACUAUAACUAAGCAACUAAUGCGAUCUCCUAGUGCGAGUUUCAAGGGUAUUCCAUUGUUCCAAGAUUCGUUCUGGAGUAACUCGGUUAAUUUCAGAACAGACAGGCUGUGGAUACUUCGCUUAUUGUACUCAGGGUUGAACACAGAUGAUGAUGUUCAUAUAUACAUCAGAAACUCCAUUUUCGAGACCCUCCUGAGUUUCUACAUGUCCCCUCUUGCUGAUAACGAAACAAAAGAACUAAUUAUGCAGAUCGUCAAGAAGUCUACCAAAUUAUCUAAAAUGGUGCGGCACUUGAUUGAACAUUGUGGCUUGAUUUCAUGGCUCUCCUCUGUUGUUACAUCCUUCUGUGGAAUUCAAUACGGCGAGAAGAAAGGUUUUCUUUCCACUCAUUUGGCUCUUGUCCUGGAGGUAGUCAAUGAAAUUAUCUUCCUCAGACACACUUUUGAGUGGUUGCAAAAAUAUGCACUAGAACAGCUCUCUGAACUCUCUUGUCAUCUGUGCCGAAUCUUAGUUGAAGGGGCUGAGAUGUUGAAAAAGCAAUAUUCUCUUACGAAGUUGAUUCUUCAAAUACUAACUUCCACGUGGAAGAUAUCGCAGAAGAGAAAAGUAUUUCAACCUCAUUUCACUGUCUCCAUUGAGGACUUAUUUAACUUGUGUGAAGCCAUUGAUGUUUGCUGCCAAGGAUGUUAUAAUAGCACUAUUGCAAGGAUUGGACUUGAAGCUGUACUUAUGAGUGCUCCUCCGGUAGCUAUUAUACAAGCGGACCAAGAAAAGGUUUUGAAAUUCGUUACAUGGGCUAUAUCAAUUGCUCUGCAGUCAGAGGAGACAGGUGGAACACAUGUCUUGGGAAGUUAUCGUUGUAGUUUGAAUGUAUUCUCUGAAAAAGAUAAAGAAAAUUCUCUCAUGUCAAAACUUUUGCGGUGGCUGACUGCUUCAGUGAUCCUUGGAAAGAUCUCAUACAACUUAAUUAAAUUAGAAUCUCUAGAACGAUCAAAACUUAUCAACUUGCAAUCUUUAUUGGAGUGGAAUGGGAAAACAUAUUGUGACAGCAAUAAGGAUUUUGCAUGCCAAGAGAUCACCUUAGCAGCAUCCAUCUUUUAUAUGCAACAGUUACUGGGAACAAACUACAAAUUGCUUCCGUCAGUUGUUUCUGCGCUUUGUCUUCUUCAGCAUCCUACAUCUGCAGGAUCAGAAGUGUUGAUUUGCAACGCAGCUCAUGUGACAGAUCUCUGCUCAAAAAUUCGAUGCCCUGCUGAAGCAAAUCCAUCUUGGAGAUGGGCAUUCUACCAGCCGUGGAAAGAUCAUUCCUCAAAGCUCAGUGAUACCGAAAAGAUUGAAGAAAUGCAUGCUUGCCAGCUACUUCUACUAGUUUUCUCAAAGAUGCUUGCAGGAAAUUCAUUGGAUUCAAGGUUUAUUUUGAUCAAUGAUGUAGAGAAGUUAGGUGUUUUUGAAUGGGAAAAGAGUAUUCUAUGCAUCCAAUAGCAGCUCUACUAAAAGGUUUUAGCUCUCAGUUAAUGAGUAAGGUUAUGGUUAUAAUAGGAUCAUUUGUAUUUAUUUAGUUGGCUUACAUCAGCCCUUUUGUCUCUGGAGUAUUCCAGGGCGUGUAUUACCAAUUUACCAGUAUCUGUAGCCAUUUUUUACUCACUUUUGGCAUGUAUAUGAAAAUUCUUUCGCAUAAAUUAUCUUUCGUAAAAAUGUUACUUCAAAGUAAUGUA
This is a messenger RNA of Cuscuta epithymum, 8031 nucleotides long. The record is from the annotation of a GenBank genome assembly. NCBI's taxonomy places the organism in Eukaryota, Viridiplantae, Streptophyta, Magnoliopsida, Solanales, Convolvulaceae.